Molecule: messenger RNA, 1365 nt
Organism: Saccoglossus kowalevskii
Lineage: Eukaryota; Metazoa; Hemichordata; Enteropneusta; Harrimaniidae
Biological process (GO): DNA damage tolerance; protein monoubiquitination
Molecular function (GO): ubiquitin protein ligase activity; single-stranded DNA binding
Source: RefSeq, a predicted model, not a curated record
CGACGAGAAAUAGUUUUGUAAUGAGUGUUAGUGUUUCGGUGGUUUCAUGUCAUGAUAGUCACUACUUUUAGGAAAAUAACUGGGAAUAUAUAUCAGGAAAAUAAACACAUCAACGUAAUGGCAACAAAGUCAUCAAAGAGGAAUGAUUCGGAAGUGUCCGAUAAGUUGAGAGAAAUUAAACAGAUGCAAUCAAACUGGAUGCAUCAGAGAGCCAAAAUUAAGGAAUAUGGUGAAGAUUCUAGUGUACCAAGGGAGACCAAGGCUAGAACAAAAUCUCUUAAGAAAACAGAAGACACAUCAAACAAAUCAAAGAAUGCAAAGAAAGAAUCAGAUCCCUGUGUGUGGAUUGUUGGUAGUGGUCAGAAGAAGACAAAAACCAGUAGUUUGAGGACAAGAUCAGCAUCUCCAGUAAGCCGUCAUAGUAGUAGUAGUGGAAGUACUGGUAGUAUCAGUAGGGGACCUAGUAGAACAAACAGUGGUAAACCACCAACACCAAAAACUGCAUCGGGUAAUGCCAGAUUAAAGAAAAAAAGUUUGAACAAUGAUAUAGAAGAUACCCAUGUAGCGCAGCAGACACAUAUGAAACAAAACUCUGAUUUUGACGUUGUGGAAACUGUGACUCGUACCGCUGCAGAGGUCCCUGAUGAUCAUAGAACUAUACAUUCUGUGAAAACUGAAUUGUCAGAUAUCAAAGAAAAGCUAGCUACUCGUGACAGUCAGGGGCUUAUGGCUCCAGAUAUGUUUGACAAACUAGCUGAUCAGAUUGCAAAUCGAGUAAAAGCCGAACUGGAACAUGAAAGGGAGCAGGAAUUAUAUACAAGACCAACACGGACAGUGGCUGCAGUGGAAGAUGAUGUUAUGGCAAGUCACAGAUGUGAGAAGUGUAAACAAUUAAUGGUGCCACCAGAUCACACUCCGACAUUGUUAAUACCAUGUGGUCAUACUCUAUGUGAAGCAUGUGCAGAAGACAGAAUCAAGUGUCCAACUUGUAGAACAAAGGGUGAGUUAGUUGUCUAGUGACUUGAUAUCUAUUUGUCGACAUUACAUUCCAUUAAUCUGAAAUGUAGGUAGCAUUGUGUACUGUUCUUUGGUGUGAGACUUAAAUUCUGGUGAGAUGGUUUUGAUUGUACUGUAAUUCUACAGGGGGAGGGGUUCUGGUGAGAUAGUUUUGAUUGUACUGUCAUUCUACAGGGGAGGGGUUCUGGUGAGAUGGUUUUGAUUGUACUGUAAUUCUACAGGGGGAGGGGUUCUGGUGAGAUAUUUUCGAUUGUACUGUAAUUCUAUAGGGGAGGGGUUCUGGUGAGAUGGUUUUGAUUGUACUAUAAUUCUACAGGGGGAGGGGUUCUGGUGAGAUGGUUUUGAUUG